This is a messenger RNA of Carassius carassius (crucian carp), 1611 nucleotides long. It is a transcript of the gene unc119b, whose product is annotated as unc-119 homolog 1. Gene Ontology annotation, molecular function: lipid binding. Lineage: Eukaryota; Metazoa; Chordata; Actinopteri; Cypriniformes; Cyprinidae. Bases 103 to 837 code for a protein of 244 amino acids. The record is from RefSeq and is a predicted model, not a curated record. The transcript is spliced from 5 exons. Gene Ontology annotation, cellular component: cilium. Gene Ontology annotation, biological process: lipoprotein transport; nervous system development; cilium assembly.
GUGACGCGCUACGCCAUCUUGCAUACAGCGAGCGUCGAGCUCAACAGAGACGCAGUUCGCGCUCCACCGCUAAACCAAGUUACCAAGUGAUAUUUCGGAAAGAUGAACAGCCAGAGCUCCCUCACCGAAACGGCAGCCACCGCAGUUAACGGCUCGGGUUCGACGGCGGCUGCUCCUCGAGACCGCAAAACCGGAGGCAAUCUCCUGAAAAGGCUGAAAUCGCGACGGAAUCAAGUGGAGCGGCGGCCUGUAACGGAGGAAGAGCUGCGGGCGCUGGAGAGAGACAUCACCACGGACGAAGUGUUCGGACUCCGCGCUAUCACUCGCGACUAUCUGUGUAAACCAGAGGACAACAUCUACAGCAUUGACUUCACACGGUUUAAGAUCAGAGACCUGGAGACAGGGACAGUCCUUUUCGAGAUUGCCAAACCUCCUCACUGUGAUCUUGAUGAGGAGGAUGAGGAAAACGGAGAGGUUGACACCACUGCAGGGCGCUUCGUCCGUUACCAGUUCACACCUGCGUUCCUUAAGUUACGCACAGUUGGAGCCACUGUGGAGUUCACAGUUGGCGAUCGACCUGUUACCAACUUCAGAAUGAUUGAGAGACAUUAUUUUCAAGAUCGCCUCCUGAAGAGUUUCGACUUUGACUUUGGCUUCUGUAUCCCAAACAGCCGGAACACGUGUGAACACAUUUAUGAGUUUCCUCAGCUCCCAGAUGACCUCAUUCGUCUGAUGAUUGAGCACCCGUAUGAGACCAGAUCAGACAGUUUCUACUUUGUGGACAACAAACUCAUCAUGCACAACAAGGCAGACUACGCUUACAACGGGGGCCAGUAGUGCCUCUUCAACAGGAAACCUGACGAUUGUUUGUUGGAGUGACCGUGUGGAAUGCAAAUACAGGACCACACCUCACUAGCAGCUACACAUGGUGUUGUCAUCAGCAUUACGAUCUGGCACAAUCGACCCACCCAACUGGAAAUGACCUUCCCUCAGUGAAGUUCCUGCAUUCCACAGACUACACGCACUACUUGUGGGUUAGGCCAUAAAAAAGCGGAGGCUUUCUCCUCCACCACACUCGACUAGCCGGAACUGAAGAAUAGUCCGGUUUUCCUGCUUCAGGACAGGUUUUUGUUUUGUAACUUUUGUUGUCUUACUUCCUGCACCCACCAACCUUUGUCCAGUUUUGUGAGAUUUUUGAAGCUCUGAAAUUUUGUUAACAAACUAAAUCUUGAUUAUCUGAAAGGUGUCUUUCUAAAUGUGCUAAAAUGAAGCAAUCCUGCCACAUAUAUCUUGGUUUAUUAAACAAAAAGAGGCGUUUUCCACAGAUUGGAUUUGCAGUUAUUGAGGAUUAUUUUAGUGAUGGAAAGGAUACUGCGGUAUAUUUUUUUAGAUAGUUCUGUUUAUCAGAGCCAACACUAUUACAACACUCUCGGACAUGUGAUCAGGGUUAUUAUGUCGAGUUAAAGAGGAUGUGAUCUGUUUUUGUGUGUGUGACCCUAAAACAGUUGCAGUAUUUAUUUAUUUUUAACUACACACCUGUUCAAAAUUUUGGAUUCAGUAAUAUUUUAAUGUUUUUGGAAGAAGUCUUUUAUAUUCACCAAGCUGCAUUUA